GAAUUGUUAUCGUGAACACCUUCCGAACACAAAAUUCCUGUCAUUAUCACGCGCAGUCGGGCGACGGGGCGACAUUUUGACGGGCGACAUUUUGACGCUUCGUUGCUUUGUAAGUUGUUCGAUUCGAGGAAGCAGCAUUACAGUCUGGAGCUACAGUGAGCGUGCAACGAACCUGUUGUCGUGGACACGUAUGGAACUUCUCCUCAUGGCGACCAUUACCAAGCGUGUCCACCAAACGGGAUUGCACUACGGCGAGUGUCGAGAAAGAAAACGUGGUAUGACAGCAAUGCGAAAGGACUGCCGCGAAAAGGGCGCAAGCCAGCACCGGAAAAGGAGGAAACGUGAUUUGGACAUGCCAUCUCAUUGGUCAAGAGCACAUCGGUCUCGCGAGCUCUCGCGUGGACAAGAGCGCCGAACGUGUGGGUCUGCUUACGCCACCUGCAAGCGACGUCGCGUCGGGCGUCGUCCAGCGGGAACUAGGCAUGAAGACACGCAUGGAACUUCUCCUCAUGGCGACCAUUACCAAGCGUGUCCACCAAACGGGAUUGCACUCCGGCGAGUGUCGAGAAAGAAAACGUGGUAUGACAGCAAUGCGAAAUGACUGCCGCGAAAAGGGCGCAAGCCAGCACCGGAAAAGGAGGAAACGUGAUUUGGACAUGCCAUCUCAUUGGUCAAGAGCACAUCGGUCUCGCGAGCUCUCGCGUGGACAAGAGCGCCGAACGUGUGGGUCUGCUUACGCCACCUGCAAGCGACGUCGCGUCGGGCGUCGUCCAGCGGGAACU
Messenger RNA from Ornithodoros turicata, 782 nucleotides. RefSeq lists its product as uncharacterized. Bases 191 to 601 code for a protein of 136 amino acids. NCBI's taxonomy places the organism in Eukaryota, Metazoa, Arthropoda, Arachnida, Ixodida, Argasidae. The record is from RefSeq and is a predicted model, not a curated record. The transcript is spliced from 5 exons.